AUGCAUACCUCCCAGCAACAGCCAGACUUCACCCUUCUGCCGACACCUGCCGGCAUCCCACAGGCCAAUGUGCCACAAGUGCGGGGCAACAGCUUCAGCCAGAGCUCGAGCCAAGAUGCAAAUAUGGAUGAUGCAUCGUAUCCGAGCAGUCAUGAUGAGGGUAGCUCCAUGAAUGAGAUCCGAAAUCUCAACCUCAAUGCGCUCAAGAUGCGGUCGAAGAUAACCAAAGAUGGCUUGCCGGCAAAGAAACGGGGGCCGAAACGCGAUAGCAAGCCAGCGAUGAAUCGAAGACAGGAACUGAACAGACAGGCCCAACGAACCCACCGGGAACGAAAAGAGAUAUAUACGAAAUCGCUGGAAAUCGAAGUCACCCGCCGGCGGGAAAUAUAUGAGCACAUGGUCAAUAUUCAAAUUCCCGACUUGGAAAGACGCCUGACAGUCGCUCAAAAGCAACUGGAAGACUCCAACGCCGAAAACCUAAAACAUGAGAAUGAGCGCCUCAAGCAACUGCUUCAAGUCAACGGUAUAGCUUACGAUCGCAUCCUUCCCGUCGCCCCGCCUCAGUCUAUAAAAGCCCAACAAUUACAACCCUCUUUCGUCGAUUCCCAUACCCUGCCUAAUGACCGCUUAAGCCCAGCCCAUGCCAAUUGCAAUCACAACCACAACCACACUCGACCCCAGCCGCCCUUACAGCCGAUACAGCAAUUCGACUUCAACACCCAGCCCGUCGAAGACAAUCAAAGCUACCAGCCGCCGCCUGUCAGCAUGCCUCCAAUGGCCCCGCAAGCUUCGCAUCGUACCUUGUCCAAUGGUAACAUGUCAACGAAUUCUGUCAGCCCAUCUCUGGCCUCGACUCAGGCUUCGACUCAGGCUUCGACACAGGGGGCUUUCAUGCACGUCAAUUACCCGCAUAGCGUUAGUGGAUCAAGCUAUGGGGAUAGUCCUCCGCAAACACUUUCCAGCCGACACUCGCCCAGCUUUACGGAGGGCUUGAGCCGGCAAACCACUCAGCCAGACACAGGAACCAUCGACACGAUGAUAACUAAUGGAUCGUCCUCGUUCUCAACGCCACCCUCUCAGGAAUAUGCUCCCACGGCAGCCAAUAGCGGCGGCAUUCAAAUGGCCAACAUGGAUCACGAUCAAGUUGGGAUUGAUUUUAUUCUUGCCAUGGAAGAGAAUUGUCGCGAUCAUCAAGAAUACCUAGUUAAGCGCGCCAAUCCUCAGGGUGGAGACAUGAAUGUCGAAUUGAGUGGACAUGCUAUGAUGAUCACGCAUCCACUUCCAAGCCAGAUGAAGGCCGAGCCCGAGAAGCCCCACCACGAGCCGCCGGCCAUCCCAAGCAGAUAUCUUUCGCUACUCGCCGAAACAUCUUUAGGCAUACCCCUCAAAGGUGGCGAGGUGGUUCCAGCACAAGCGCUGAGGAUGAUCAGAGCCGACGAGCGGUACAACUACAUGACGAGGCAGCAAUUUGACUUGGUGACAGAGAGGCUUAGGAUGAGGAGUCGCUGCUAUGGGUUCGGAGCUGUGGUCGAGGCUUUCGAAGUUCGAGAUGCAAUGGAUGCUGCCUUCUCAGGAGAGUUGAUUCAGGAAGCGAUCGGUGAGGCUAGGUGA
Bacidia gigantensis is the source of this 1611-nucleotide messenger RNA. RefSeq lists its product as uncharacterized. Lineage: Eukaryota; Fungi; Ascomycota; Lecanoromycetes; Lecanorales; Ramalinaceae. Gene Ontology annotation, molecular function: transcription cis-regulatory region binding; DNA-binding transcription activator activity, RNA polymerase II-specific. The transcript is spliced from 5 exons. Gene Ontology annotation, cellular component: RNA polymerase II transcription regulator complex. The coding region runs from base 1 to 1611 and encodes 536 amino acids. The record is from RefSeq and is a predicted model, not a curated record.